CGGAACUCCCCGUCCCGGGGGGGCGGCAGCGCCGGGCCUCCCGGCGUGGCGGCCCUGAUGGCGGCGGUGCCGCCGGUCUACGUGUACAGCCCGGAGUACGUGGCCCUCUGCGACUCCCUCUGCAAAGUGCCCAAGCGGGCCAGUAUGGUACAUUCGUUGAUCGAAGCAUAUUCCUUACUUGACCAGAUGACUAACUGCCAAAAGAAGGCUCCUAGUCUGAGGAGGUUAAAGCUGGAUGUUCCAGCCAAACCCUGGAGUCUUUGUCCUGAUGCACUCCCUUCCUCCUCUCUGCCUAGGAUAGUCAAGCCAAAAGUGGCCUCCAUGGAGGAGAUGGCGAGCUUCCACACGGAUGCCUACCUGCAGCACCUGCAGAAGGUCAGUGAGGAGGGGGAUGAUGACCAUCCGGAGUCCGUGGAGUAUGGACUGGGUUAUGACUGUCCAGCUACAGAAGGGAUCUUUGAGUAUGCAGCAGCUGUGGGAGGAGCCACCAUCACUGCAGCCCAGUGCCUGCUGGACGGCAAGUGCAAGGUAGCGAUUAACUGGCCUGGAGGGUGGCAUCAUGCAAAGAAAGAUGAAGCUUCUGGCUUCUGUUACCUGAAUGAUGCUGUCUUGGGGAUCCUGCGGCUGCGACAGAAAUUUGACCGUGUCCUUUAUAUCGAUUUGGAUUUGCAUCAUGGGGAUGGAGUUGAAGAUGCCUUUAGUUUCACUUCGAAAGUCAUGACUGUUUCUCUGCACAAGUUUUCACCAGGAUUUUUCCCAGGCACUGGUGAUGUGACAGAUGUUGGCCUAGGGAAAGGUCGCUAUUACAGCGUGAAUGUACCUAUUCAAGAUGGCAUUCAGGAUGAGAAGUAUUACCAGAUCUGUGAAACCGUGCUGAAGGAGGUGUACGCCGCAUUCAACCCAGAUGCGGUUGUGCUGCAGCUGGGGGCAGACACCAUCGCUGGAGAUCCCAUGUGCUCUUUCAACAUGACACCUGAGGGAGUGGGCAAGUGCCUGAAGUAUGUCCUGCAGUGGCAGCUAGCAACUCUCAUCCUGGGAGGAGGAGGCUACAACCUUGCCAACACAGCUCGCUGCUGGACAUACUUGACUGGGGUCAUCCUUGGGAGAACGCUGUGCUCCGAGAUACCCGAUCACGAGGUACCCGUGGGAUGCCCUCCCUCCAGCCUCAGCCAGCCAGAGACCUCUCUUCUGACUCUCCUCUCCUCUUCCCUGCAGUUCUUCACAGAGUACGGUCCUGAUUACGUGCUGGAGAUCACACCGAGCUGCAGACCAGACCGCAAUGAGCCACAGAGAAUUCAAGAAAUUCUUAACUCUAUCAAAGGGAAUCUGAAGCAUGUUGUUUAGCGGAGAAGGAAGGCUCAAGUUUCCGCAAGAGCAUUUCCCGUGGGGAAGACGGCGUGUUUAUGUGAGCAGCUGGUGAAAUUUGUGGCUGUGGGGGAAAUUUGGAAGAAAUUACUGUUGGUUGGUUGAUUUUUUUCUCUUUAAAGAAGAAAAGCUGCUGCGCACCAUGAGCACUGUGGCUGUCCCCAGGCAGGAGUGUGGGCCCUCCAGCCACAGCCUUCCAGUGCUGGCAGAGCCUCCCUUGCUCCUUUCUCUUUCCUGUUUUAACACCACAGAGUUUAUUCUCACAACUGGUUUUAAAUGUUUUGUAAGAGAGGGGCUCCUCAGAUCUGUGAACCCUCCCCAGCUGGCAGGAGCAUGGCCUCUGAGCUGCCCACCCAGGGAGUGGUACCGAGGGCCAGCCGGGGCCUGGGCCACGGGCUGUGCCUCUUACCCACAGAAAGGCACAGCUGUUGUUUUUUUAACUGGGAAUUUUUUUAAAAUAAAGUAUUUGAAAUACUCUUCCAGCCCUUGCCUUUCUUCCUGCGCCCACCCUGCCUUGCCAGUGCUCUUUUCCACAGCACUUCACAUGUUCAGCAGAGGUCCCGCCAGCACUGGAAAGCAAAGAUCUGCAGUUGCAUUUGUGACCGUCCCUUCCAGCCCCAUCACGUAAGGCAGCACAGAUACCUCCCCCCCGAGAGCGAUGAGUGGGCUCCUGAAAUCCUGUGCUGAGGGGCCAGACCCUGGGGAUGCUCUCCAGAGUGGCGAGGGAGAUGCAGGGCAGGGUGGCUACUCCUGACCUGAGAGAUCUCAGAUGAACCUCCAGAUGCCCCAGCGCCCUAUAAGAGCUGCCACUCAGCAUCUCAGCGAGGCAUCUCAGCAAGGGGACAGGUAUACAGGUAUCGGGCAGAUCCAUCCCGGUGCCUCGGGCUGUGGAGCCUGGCCUCUGCUGCCCUUGUCCGCUCCUUCACCUGGCCCACAGAGCUUUUAUUUGUGCUGUUUCUUUUUAAAGAUGUCCAGUUGCUGUGGGAAAGCAUAUUUCCUGUCGCUUUAAUUAGAUUAUGCUGGAAUAAAUAGCAAGACGAAGGGA
Messenger RNA from Aquila chrysaetos chrysaetos, 2410 nucleotides. It is a transcript of the gene HDAC8, whose product is annotated as histone deacetylase 8. The record is from RefSeq and is a predicted model, not a curated record. The transcript has 11 exons. The coding region runs from base 58 to 1344 and encodes 428 amino acids. Lineage: Eukaryota; Metazoa; Chordata; Aves; Accipitriformes; Accipitridae. Gene Ontology annotation, molecular function: histone deacetylase activity.